Messenger RNA from Acyrthosiphon pisum (pea aphid), 1258 nucleotides. RefSeq names its product Pyrroline 5-carboyxlate reductase (gene P5cr). Gene Ontology annotation, biological process: L-proline biosynthetic process. The record is from RefSeq and is marked validated. Gene Ontology annotation, molecular function: pyrroline-5-carboxylate reductase activity. Lineage: Eukaryota; Metazoa; Arthropoda; Insecta; Hemiptera; Aphididae.
AAAAUUAACAUUGACAUUAUAUUUUAUUAUAAAAUAAUAUAAUGUAAUUGGUACUAUUGGUACUAAUAAUAUUACAAUAUUAUACUGUUACUUGGUCAUUGGUCACUGAUUUUUACUACUACCUAGUUACUUUUUGACUAAUUUACAUCUCACACUUGUGUCUUGUACUCUUGUACUCAGUAGUCAGCACUCACUUGAGCACCUCGGUACAUUGUCAUUAUAUAUUUUAUAUUUUCAAUUAAUUACUUGGUUGUACUGACAGUAAUUUUAUAAACAUUUUAAUUUUAAAAACCCUUAAAAAAUAUUUCUUCUCAAAAAAUGUCCACGUCCAACUAUGAUCCUCAUAAAAUAUAUGAAAUCGGUUUCAUAGGGUCUGGAAAUAUGGCUCAAGCUAUUGGACUUGCUUUUAUCAAGAAAGGUGUAUGUAAAGCGGAAAAUUUAAUUGUAUCAUCACCUUCAGAAAAUAAUAAAAAAGUAUGGAGAGAUAUUGGUGCUGCUGUAACAACUGAUAAUAAUGCUGUGUUUUGUAAUACUAAAAUAGUAUUUUUAGCAACAAAACCCCAAUAUUUCCCAAAGGUCGUAUCAGAAUUAUUUACAACAGUUUUUGGUUCCUUAAAUAUUUUAAUAUCAAUUAUGGCUGGAAUACCACUAGAUAUAUUACAAGAGUCAUUCAAGGUAAACCCUAGCGUUUUAUUCAAAGUUAUUCCAAAUACACCUAGUCUUAUCGGAGAAGGAUUUUCAGUAAUUUCUCAUCUAAGUGAUGCUAACUUGGAGGAAAUUUCUGUAACUUUGCCAAAAGUUAAAUUCUUAAUGAGUGCCGUAGGGGGUGUAGAAGUUAUACCAGAAUCCUUAACGAAUGCAGCUGGAGCUAUUUCGGGUUCUGGUCCUGCUUAUGCAUUUCUUAUAAUUGAAGCAUUGGCCGAUGGUGGUGUAAAACAAGGCAUUCCGCGUGACUUAGCUGUACGUUUAGCAGCUAGUGCUAUAGUAGGAGGAAGUCGUAUGGUUUUAGAAACAGGAAAACAUACUGGCCAACUUAAGGAUAUGGUAACAUCUGCUGGGGGAUCAACAAUUGCAGCUUUACAUGCUUUAGAAAAAGGAGGUGUUAGAUUUUCCAUGAUGGAUGCAGUUGAAGCAGCUACCAAUAGAUCAAAAGAAAUGGGAGAAAAAAAAUAAUAGUCAUGAUUGCAUUUUAUAAUGGUCUAUGAUUAGUAAUGUAAUUAUAAUAGUAAAAUAUAAAUAUAAUACAGCAUGAAAAAUA